AUGAAGAGAGUGGAAAUAAACAUACAAGGGUUGAUCGAAGUUAUAUGGUCAGGAAAUGGUGAUUUCUGGUCAGACGAUUACCAUGUCACCUAUUCUGGCGAUGAAAAAUUAGGAAGAACUGUGUACUUCGUCAUAUCAGAUGCAGAAAAUGAUGUAGAAGAGAUCUGUUCUGUCUUAGAAGAGCUUUUAAAAUUAGCAAAAGGAGAUGAUAAUUUAAUAAUUAUGGGAGAUUGUAAUGCAAUAGUAGGAAAAGGUGCAAAAGGUCAAGAAGUAGGAGAAUUCGGACUAAGAACUAGAAAUGAAAGAGGAGACCACCUUGGUGACUUCUGCAGGCAAAAUGAUAUGAUCAUAGCCAACACAUUCCAAAAUAUUAUUAACUGGCAAAACACUUAUGUUAUGAUGUGCUAA
Molecule: messenger RNA, 408 nt
Organism: Sipha flava (yellow sugarcane aphid)
Lineage: Eukaryota; Metazoa; Arthropoda; Insecta; Hemiptera; Aphididae
Product: craniofacial development protein 2-like
Exons: 2
Coding region: 1-408 (135 amino acids)
Source: RefSeq, a predicted model, not a curated record